Vombatus ursinus (common wombat) is the source of this 1646-nucleotide messenger RNA. It is a transcript of the gene JOSD2, whose product is annotated as Josephin domain containing 2. The transcript has 5 exons. Bases 114 to 719 code for a protein of 201 amino acids. The record is from RefSeq and is a predicted model, not a curated record. Gene Ontology annotation, biological process: protein deubiquitination. NCBI's taxonomy places the organism in Eukaryota, Metazoa, Chordata, Mammalia, Diprotodontia, Vombatidae. Gene Ontology annotation, molecular function: cysteine-type deubiquitinase activity.
CUGAGCCUCAGUUUCCACAUUGGCACGGCUUGGGGCGAGGCGGGGUGGGGCAGGGCGGGAUCUCUAAGCGUCAGCCCGCGUCCCCGCGCUUGACUCAGCUCCUGGGCCCCUGGAUGUCGAGGAGCCCGGGGCCGCCGGGACCCCCCGAGGAGGGGGGCGCGCCGCCCCCUGGGGCCGAGCCCCCCGUGCCCGUGUAUCACGAGCGGCAGCGCCUGGAGCUGUGCGCGGUGCACGCGCUCAACAACGUCCUGCAGCAGCGGCUCUUUAGCCAGGAGGCAGCCGAUGAGAUCUGCAAAAGGUUGGCCCCCGAUUCCCGCCUGAACCCUCAUCGAAGCCUCCUGGGCACUGGGAACUACGACGUGAAUGUCAUCAUGGCAGCACUUCAGGGCCUGGGGCUGGCUGCUGUGUGGUGGGACCGGCGGCGGCCCUUGGCCCAGCUUGUCUUGCCCCAGGUCCUAGGCUUCAUCCUGAACCUGCCCUCCCCUGUCUCCCUGGGCCUACUGUCCCUUCCCCUGCAGCGGCGGCACUGGGUGGCCCUGCGCCAGGUGGGCAACGUUUACUACAACUUGGACUCAAAGCUUCGGGAGCCCAUGGCCCUGGGGGGCGAGGCCGAGCUCAGGGACUUCCUCUCAGCUGCCCUGGCCGAGGGCCCGUGUGAGGUGCUCCUGGUAGUAACCAAAGAGGUGGAAGCAGCGGGCAGCUGGCUGCAGGCGGCCUGAGCGCCCCCUCCCCUGGCAGCAGGUCUUGAGGGACUCCCACAGCCUGGGCCCCCUGCCCAGAGGCGACUACCUCUCCCUGUCACAUUGCUGCUGUCCUCUCCCCACAUUCCCUGCCUCUCCUGGCAGCCCCAGUCCUGGGGCGUCUGCCUUCCCAGUGUCUCUGCCCUCCCUGCCUUAGCUUCUGUCCCUCCCGCUUUCAGUGUCUCUGGAGAGUGUCAGGAGCACCUGCUGAAGGCCUCGCUCGGUGGGGGGAGGACAAAUGGGGAAGGGCCUGGAGGGGGGCCAGGAAUGCUUCUCAGCUGCUGCCCCCGCAGCCACUUCCUUAAUAAACCUCGCGCCAGGCUGGCGCCUGUGGGGCCCCGCUGCACCUGGGGCCCUCCUCAGCCUUAUCUCCCCUCACUCCCCUCCAGGCUCCAAGUGCUCCAACUAGAUUAGGACCUCUCCUGUGUCCCUGGCCCAGCCUUCCCCUCUGCUCCCCUCCUCUCUUCCUCAGGAGUCAGGUUCCAUUGAUCCAGCAGCUCCAUCCCCAGCAUGUGCUGGGUGCCAAGGGCCAGUGCGCAGGGCUCCCAGCCUGGGGCCUCCACAUGGGAAGGAGCCGCCCCAGGGCCUGUGUUGGCAGCCUCCUGCCAUGAGCUGGGCAGGGAGGCAGCCAGCCUCUGCUCAGAUCUAGGGCUCAGGGGCCACAGGGCUGGACUUCCUGGGGCCCUGUGGGGCUGUGUGCCCCGGGCAAGUUAUUUCACCUUCUGGAGACUGACUUUCCUCAUCUGUAAAAUGGGGAUAAACAUAGCCCCCGCCUCACAGGGCAGGCGAGAGCUAAUGGAUGCCAGUACUUGGCCAGCCUUCGAAGCCCGCCAUUAUGGUAUUGAUUACAACUACACCCGCAUUCUAUGUCUCUGACAAGCACAUUAAAAAACCUCUCAAGUGCUA